UCUUUCCAUAUUUCCGGUGUUCAUGUAGGGCUGACCUGACCAAAGGGUCACUAUACAAAUGCCCCAUGGAGGGGCGCUUUGCCCACCCGCAGCAGUGCGGGGGCUACAUGGAGUGUAUUCGAAACCCAAAGGAAGGUGUGUUCAAGAAGCGCUUUGGAAACUGUCAUGGAGCCGUCUUCGACUCCGAGACGAAGGCUUGCGUUGAGGCAGCUGAGGCCCAGGAAUGCACUAGAACAGCCCGAACAACCAGAGCUCUCCCCGUCGACCGCAGAUUCAGCAGCUUCUGCAGCGAAAAGGUUAACGGAUUCUUCUGCGCAGACUGUAAAACAGUUGUCAACUGCAUCAACGGAGUGGCAUUUACCGAAGAUUGCAGCUCACUCAAUACGUGCUCAGAAAGGACUGACUUUGGUGGAGCUGUCUGCUAUCCUACGCCCGACGAGAAGUGCGCCUGCAGCGCUGCCAACUCAUUCUCCAUUGACGCUUAUAGCAAACAAGCGUUCUUCUUCUGCAGGGCCGCUGGUGCGGAUCCAGACAUUUAUCAAUGCCCAGAAGACAUGGAGUUCGAUCCUGAGACCAAACAGUGCAAGAACACGGAUGGUUUUCCUCCCUGUACGGAAACAGGAGUCUUUGCAUUCCACGCUGACUGCAACCGUUACUACACGUGCAUUGCCAGUCAAAACGGGUGGAUCCAAAAGCCCCUUUUGUGCGACAUUAAUACGAUGUACAAUGAAAUCACAGGGGCCUGUGAAGAUCCUUGUUCAUGGGAAACUGGACAAUUCACUUGCCCACAAAACGGACGCUUCCCUGACCCUCUGAGCUGUGACAGUUAUUACCAAUGUAUCCAGUUACCUGACAACACUUUUCGCCAAGAACACCGCCAGUGUCCUAAUGGUUACCAAUGGGACAAGGAGGCUCUUGAAAACAAAGGAAACUGCGUGAAGGGAACUGUCUCCAGCUGCAAGCCUUUGGUAGUUUCCAAAUGUACCAUUCCAGAGAGCUGCUCAGCAAGAUCUGUCCGUUCAAGGGGACCUUCUCCAGCCCAAACACAACUGUCCUUUUUAAGGGCUCCAGUAGCCAACGCAAGCCCCAUCCACUACUCAUUUAUAGAAUACCCAGUGGGAAAUGUUCAGAACAGAGAGUGGAAUGUCCUGAAUCGUGGUGAUCGCCGGUCUCGAGUUCUGCCUGAAUCUACAGAAUAAGAUUUAAUGGGAGGACCACUUCCGUCAGUUUUGUGAAACAACGCAGAAGACUGUGGAACCUAGUGCAUCAUAAGGAAGACAUUGGCAACAGAGCUACUUUGAAAUGCACUUCACACCGACUGACCGGAGCAACUUUCAAAUGCAAUUUCACACUCACUGACAAGAGAUGCAGUAGGUCUGGGCAUUAUCAGACAGAAUUGUUAUAUUCAUGUAUUAUGUAAACAUGUCCUUGUUAUAUUAUUAUUUGUUACAGCCCAUUGUUAUUUCUUUUAUUGGUAUAUAAUAAAAAUUGUAUUUCCAUACAA
Molecule: messenger RNA, 1504 nt
Organism: Macrobrachium nipponense
Lineage: Eukaryota; Metazoa; Arthropoda; Malacostraca; Decapoda; Palaemonidae
Exons: 4
Coding region: 66-1199 (377 amino acids)
Cellular component (GO): extracellular region
Molecular function (GO): chitin binding
Source: RefSeq, a predicted model, not a curated record